AUGGAGUUUGCAUUGGAGCCAUCGUUUAUGACAGCAGAAAGAUUAGAGUUUGAAAAGUUAAACAGCUUCAAUUUUACACAUUAUUGGAACGAAGACGCUGGAGGAGUAAGGAUCGCUGAGAAAGUUGUUCUUUUUAAAGGUAUACGGCUAUAUGAAAAUCGUCUUGUCUAUUUGAUUGAUCGCGGUUUGCAAAACGAAAAGAAAAAUGAAUUGUUUGCUAUCUACCUGAAACUUGGGCAUGCGAAUCUUUUAGCACAAGAUUUUGCUAAAGCUUUAUCAGCUUACCAGAAAGCUUACAACACAGCACCGGGUCUUUUUUGGAAGGUACCUUCUGCGUUUUUUGGUCUCGGGCUCGUAUAUUUCCAUUUCAGAGCUUAUCCAUUUGCUGCAGAAACGUUUAAUCGCCUCCUUUAUUCUUAUCCUGACCUUGAAUAUGUCGUUGAAGUUUAUUCAAGGCUGGGAUUUAUUUACAAGAAUUUGGAAAUUUACGACUUGGCUUUAAAGAGUUUCAAUGCGGCUUUAAAUUGUUCUUUUGAAAGCUGGUUCUUUCCUAAAAUUGAACUGCGCUUCCAAGUUGCACACUGCUACGACUGUGCAGGAGACCUGGAGAAGGCCUUUAGUGAAUAUAGGUCUCUCUUGUCAGACCCCACUACGCAACUUUCAGUAUCUCUACGUGCUAGGAUACUGAGACAGUUAGGCUGGAUAUGUUACCGUACUGAUUGCCCUAUGCAGAAUCGUGCCCAAAAAAUCCAAGACGCAGAAAAUUAUUUGAUACAAAGUAGGGAGCUGGAGCCGUCUUGUGGCAAGACUUAUUAUUACCUUGGUCGUUGUUAUGGAGAGUUAACAGAACGUGCUAGGGAUGCAUUUGUAAACUAUCGUGAAUCCAUCGACAAAUCUGAAGCAGAUGCCGACACAUGGUGUAGUAUUGGUGUGCUUUAUCAACAGCAAAAUCAGCCGAUGGAUGCUUUGCAGGCUUUCAUAUGUGCGGUGCAAUUGGACAGUGAGCAUAGUGCUGCUUGGACAGAUCUAGGUUUUCUUUACGAAACCAAAAAUCAAUUUGCCGACGCUUUGAGCUGCUAUAAAACAGCUAUUAAAUAUCGUUUAGCUGCACCAGAAGCUGUAAAGGAGAGAAUAAAAGUGCUUGAGAAAGAACUACACCCGUCUUCGUUGUUAAUAGCAAACCCUCGAGCUCUACCGCAGCCAGACUUACCAAGCUUGGAGGAGGCUUGGAAACAACCAAUUCCUGCUGAGUUAAAUCAGCGACAGGAGGACUUUUUGAAGAUGCCGAAUAACGAACUAACCCCGGUUCAGAAUGAGUUGCUAAAAUUUUUUCGUACAAACAAAGCUAGCCUGAAUGAGGAGAAUUUAGCUCUGCUCGAGCAGUUGGAACAAAAAUGCGCUGACUUGGAUAGCAUGUCUUUGGGCCAUGGGGAAAAACUGCAUAGUAAUUCCUUACCUCUUGUCUCUCAAGAUGAUCUCGUGAAUAUCUUGGGAAGUGCAGGUAUGAAAAACGACUACACGCUUGUGAAUCAAACUUUUGAAAGAAACGGCACCUCAAGUGUGGGUAGUGGUUCAAGUGCUGGAAAAAAGGUAGACGAAAGGAUGAUUAAUGGACAACACAACGUUGUGCAGGUAGAACCUGUUCCAUCUUCUUCUGAUCUCCCUGGUUCAUUUUCCUUGCUCGCUGCUGUUCACCUACCUGUUACUGUUUCUGCGGAAGAAAUUAUGGAUGAAUGUGAAAAACGCAUUAAAAAUCCUUUGGAAUUUAAAGAGGUUUUUGAAGAAAGAAUCCCUCCUCCUGAGCCUCCAAAAGCUCCAACAGAAAAACUUUCUUCUGAACAGUUGCGGCGAAAAACUUACGUGGUUGUGAUUGAACAAAAGAAGGAUGCAUUCAGUAUAGAACUGCAAAACUUUUGCAAGAACAAGCCUAUUCUACUUAUUCGGGGUUUAACCACUGCACUUCGAAUGGAUCUUGCCAUUUUUUCUACAAAGAGCUUGCUCGAUUUUCCAGAUCACCCUGUUGAACUGAGGACGCAGUAUCGCAUGUCAAGUCCUGAUAUAAAUGUUGAUCAUCUUGGGAGACCUACUUGGAGUUGCCAUAGUGUUCCUUCUAAAACGGACAUGCGUGACUACGCACAGUACCAAGCUCAGUACUUUCAGCAUUGCCUAAAGGAGGAGGCAGAGAAACUGCGCGCUGCUGGCGCGAAAUAUGGCGGGUCUUUAUCUGCAGAUGGCUGCAAUGUUUCAUCUAAGAGGAGACGUACUACAAUUCAAGACGAGUGUGUGAUGCCUAUGAAAACUCUGAAAUUUGGCAUCAAUGUGGACCUAGCUGAUGAAAAUAAGUUUCAUAAGCAGUUGAAUGAACUUUCAAAACUGCCUCCUUUUUGUCGACCUGCAGCAGGUUGCAAUAUGCUUACUCAUCUUGGACAUCCUGUGAACACUGUUCAGUUGUAUUUAAAGGUGCCGGGUGCGCGGACACCUGGUCAUCAGGAUAGCAAUUGUCUGGCCUCUGUCAAUGUCAACAUUGGUCCAGGUGACUGUGAAUGGUUUGCUGUGCCGUAUGAAUAUUGGGGAAUUAUGAAUGAAAUGCUUAAGAAGAAAAAUCUAGAUUUCCUAAAAGGAUCUUGGUGGCCUGAUUAUGAGGAACUGAUUGAAGCUGGCAUUCCGGUGCACCGGUUUAUACAAAAAGCUGGUGAUAUUGUUUAUGUUGGGAGUGGUACCAUUCAUUGGGUGCAGAGCCUUGGUUGGUGUAAUAACAUUGCUUGGAAUGUUGGACCAUUAACAGCAGAACAGUAUCAGAUGAUUCUUUUCAGCCAUGAAUGGAACAAGCUUCAUAAUUAUAUGUCACUUGUGCCUGUUCAACACUUAAGUUGGCAGCUAGCUCGUAAUGUUCGUUUUUCUGAUCAAAAGUUAUUUACGAUGAUUAAAAAUAUUCUCAUUCGUUCAUUAGCCUAUACCAAAAUGAUAUAUAAUAUGGUGACCGUUGCUGGAAAAUCGGUUCAGAUGCACUCCCGCCACAAGGGUGAUAGUUCACCUUACUGCAGUAUUUGUGAGAUUGAAGUAUGGAACUUGGUAUUUGCUAAACCUGAGAACGGAAAGUAUAUUGUUUAUUGUGUACAGUGCGCGAGAAAUGCAGACUUGAACAAUUUUCGAGUUUUACAGCAGUACACUUUCGAAGAACUUUCUUCUACUUAUGAUAAUUUCCGCCUUUACCCAGUUAGUCUUUUAAAAUGUUCUCAAUUUUUUAGCUACUAUUUCAUCAUGAUAACAAUAAUAAUAGCUAUAGUUACAAUUAUAAUGACUCGUAGUCUUCGAAGUGUUUUGUAA
This is a messenger RNA of Enterobius vermicularis (human pinworm), 3327 nucleotides long. The record is from the annotation of a GenBank genome assembly. Lineage: Eukaryota; Metazoa; Nematoda; Chromadorea; Rhabditida; Oxyuridae.